CUAUGAUGACUGAAAAUGCUUGUAGUAAUUGCAAAAAUAAAGUCACGACCAAUGCAAGGGCAAGGCAACCGGAUUGUCAAUCAUAUCUAUGGUAUGCUGUCCUAUAAUUUUAUAAAACUAUAGUUUUGUGUCUUGUCUUCAUAUUAUGGUUGUCCUCUGACUUUCUACGACGCUAGCUCAUGGCUACUGCCCAAUAAUGCUACAUUGGGAUUCUCCCUGGUCAAACAAUUAAGGACGCUUUUAAACAAGAUGUGUAUAAGUAAUACAUCCCGAGAUAGCCAACUGGUAAGAUGUCAGUCCUUUGUCAUCUAGGCAUAUAUUUCCUUUGUCGCAUUUUACUACGAUUUUUGUGAUGUUGUAGUGCUCACAUAACCAAACCUAUCUCAUCUGAGCUCCUGCAUACACCCUUGACCAUCAGGAUGUCAGAAUACGUGGAGAACUAUGAGCUUGAGAGGCCAUCUGCUGCAGAGAUCGAGACAUUGGCCUGCGAUGAGAACGUCAUAAAGACCAUAACCAAACUACAAGCUUUUCAGUCCCAGCUCCAUGCCUCCAAAUUCAUCACAGAAUGCCACCAGUCGUUACAUCCCAUCAAGCCCAAAGUAUCCAGAAUACGAUGCCUUGCAUUGGGAUCGCCAGUGGGUAGCAAGAACGCAUUGUAUCAGCUUGCAUUCUUAGCGGAACUUGCCAGUUUCUUGGGAAUAAACGAAGUCUCGGUCUACGAUCCUGUAUUCACGAAGACUGACAUAUAUCUCCUCGAGAACCACUUGAAGUAUUCCGUGACCAAGGGUGGAUUUGGCAAAGUACAGGACCUGGAAACGUUGUACUUCAUGCCCCAUGCUCCGCUUGAAUUGACCCAGGUUUUGCUAGACUCGGAAAAACCGCUCUACUUCUUGGGCAAUGAUAUUCUUGCUCACACUGAUCGAUACACCAAGGCAAAAUUGCAUGACAAAUACGAGACAAUCAGCUUGCUUGUGCACUUGAGCGAGGAUAAGCCUAAGGAGAAGUCAGCCGACGAUUUCACUCCUGUUUCGAGAAGGAAAAAGAAGAAGAAUGUAUUUGUCGAACCGGAGAUCAAUUACGAUUACACCAACAGUUACUUGGGAAAAUUACAAAUGACAAGAUACAAGGAGAGCUUUAAGAAAGACUCAGACUGGGGAAACUCGUUCUCUGACUUGGCACUCCAUGUGAUUGAGCCAAGGUUAGAGUCUAAUAGGAAGGAUGACGUGGACGCUGAUAAGAAGGAUGAAGAGACUAAAAAGUCUACGCCAGAGCUCUAAAAUGAGUCUUUCGUAAAACAAGAUAUGACUUAAUACCACACUUAAAUAACUUCAUGCUGCAGAGAUCUGACUUUGAUAUUGUCCAAUAAUUCAUAGUAGAACCGCAUCAGGUUGCAGAACAAAGCCAAUUGUUGAGGCUUGUUUCCAGCUGUCGCCCUAUUUGACUUGAACUUACAGAAUAAAAGUUGUUACUCCAAUUAUACAUUUAAUAAUACAAACCGAAAUCAAGAUGUCUAACCAUAGAAUAUUUGUUACAUUGCCAUUUACAGUAGUCGUUGUUUUUU
Suhomyces tanzawaensis NRRL Y-17324 is the source of this 1561-nucleotide messenger RNA. RefSeq lists its product as uncharacterized. The transcript has a single exon. Bases 420 to 1277 code for a protein of 285 amino acids. Gene Ontology annotation, biological process: microtubule-based process. Gene Ontology annotation, cellular component: cytoplasm; nucleus. NCBI's taxonomy places the organism in Eukaryota, Fungi, Ascomycota, Pichiomycetes, Serinales, Debaryomycetaceae. The record is from RefSeq and is a predicted model, not a curated record.